AUGCUCCCACGACAGGCCGCGUCGCUGUCGCGCGGGUACAAUGCCACGUCCAGGGCCUCAAUUCUCUGCAGACGGUUACCGCGAGCGACCAACACACAAUUCCGCACAUCCUUCAGCAAUGGAAGCCCAGCAUCCGCUGCGAGACGCGCCGUCCUACAGACCUCACAAUUAAGCAGGCAAACCCCCACCACGACCGCGAUACGAACCGUCUCGACGAAACCUCUCCAAGCUCCGCGAUCACGUCUUGCCCGCUAUGCGUACCGAACAGCAGCCAUGCUCGGCUCUUUCGUCGCCGUUAGCGGUGUCUUGGUCAUCGCCUUCUUCGUCUACGACGCCUACACAUACAACGAGGACCCUAUCGCGACCGAUAUCCCCGUGUCCGAACUCGCGCUCAGUCCGAGGAGAGGAGGGCCAAAGAACCUGCCUAUCGCCGACCACUUCGUUGACGACGAUGAAACGCCCGAGAAUAAGAAGCUCAAGCACAAGCCAAAGUUGGUCAUACUGGGUACUGGCUGGGGCAGCGUGGCCCUCCUGAAGCAGCUGAACCAGGAUGACUACCACGUUGUCGUUAUUUCGCCGUCCAACACCUUCCUUUUCACGCCGAUGCUGCCUUCCGCUACCGUCGGAACGCUGGAGCUCCGGUCCCUCGUCGAACCAGUGCGAAAGAUUGUUAGGAGAGUACGCGGGCACUUUCUCAAAGCAAAGGCUGAGGACGUGGAAUUCUCUGAGAAGCUCAUCGAAUGUUCAGCUGUAGAUGCCAAGGGCCAGGAGCAACGGUUUUAUGUCCCCUACGAUAAGCUCGUCGUCGGAGUCGGAUCCGUUACAAACUCGCAUGGUGUCAAAGGUCUCGAACACUGCCAUUUCCUCAAGGAUAUCAGCGAUGCCAGGAUCAUCCGUAACCAGGUCGUCAAGAACCUCGAGUUCGCGUGCCUACCGACAACGUCUGACGAAGAGAGGCGAAGACUUCUGUCGUUCGUGGUUUGCGGUGGUGGACCUACUGGCGUAGAGUUCGCGGCCGAGCUCUUCGACAUGCUGAAUGAGGAUCUCUGCAAGCUCUACCCCAAGCUUCUACGCAACGAAAUCUCCGUCCACGUUAUUCAGUCCCGGAGCCACAUCCUGAACACCUACGAAGAGGCUCUAUCUCAGUACGCUGAGCAACGUUUCGCCCACGACUCGGUCGACAUCCUCACAAACUCGCGCGUCAAAGAAGUCCAAUCGGACAAGAUCCUCUUCUCGCAAAAGGACGAAAACGGCAAAGUGGUUACCAAGGAGAUCCCCAUGGGUUUCUGUCUAUGGUCAACUGGUGUUGCGCAGACCGAUCUUUGCAAGCGUCUCGCCGCCAAACUCGACGGACAGAACAACAAGCACGCUCUGGAAACCGACACACAUCUUCGUUUGAACGGAUCACCUCUCGGUGAUGUUUACGCUAUCGGUGACUGCGCAACCGUCCAAAACAACGUCUCUGAUCACAUCGUCAACUUCCUACGCACGACUGCCUGGGAGAAGGGCAAGGACCCCGAGAAGCUUCAGAUCUCGUACUCGGACUGGCGCGGCAUCGCCAAACGCGUCAAGCAGCGCUUCCCACAAGCAGCGAACCAUCUUCGCCGCCUAGACAAGCUGUUCGAACAGUACGACAAGGACAAGUCUGGGACUCUGGACUUUGGCGAGCUUAGAGAGCUGCUCUUCCAGAUCGACUCGAAGCUCACAUCCCUACCCGCCACCGCCCAGCGCGCUAACCAGCAGGGUGAAUACCUUGGUCGCAAGUUCAACAAGAUCGCCCAAGCAGCCCCCGGCAUGGCACUCAAUAACGUUGACUACGGUGACCUGGACGAUGCGGUGUACAAGGCUUUCGAGUACAAGCAUCUGGGUAGCUUGGCAUACAUCGGUAACGCAGCUAUCUUCGACUACAAUGGCUACGGCUUGAGCGGUGGUCUGCUGGCCGUCUACCUAUGGAGAGGCGUCUACUUUGCACAGAGUGUGAGCCUCAGGACAAGGUGUUUACUCGCCAUGGACUGGACCAAGAGGGCGCUGUUUGGACGAGAUUUGAUGAACUUCUAA
This is a messenger RNA of Alternaria incomplexa, 2058 nucleotides long. RefSeq lists its product as uncharacterized. The transcript is spliced from 2 exons. Gene Ontology annotation, molecular function: NADH dehydrogenase activity; calcium ion binding. Bases 1 to 2058 code for a protein of 685 amino acids. Lineage: Eukaryota; Fungi; Ascomycota; Dothideomycetes; Pleosporales; Pleosporaceae. The record is from RefSeq and is a predicted model, not a curated record.